Molecule: messenger RNA, 772 nt
Organism: Porites evermanni
Lineage: Eukaryota; Metazoa; Cnidaria; Anthozoa; Scleractinia; Poritidae
Source: the annotation of a GenBank genome assembly
AUGCUGAAUGAAGGUAUUUCCUUACUGACUAACCGACAGAAAAUUAUUAAAUUAGCAGACAAAUCUGAAUUUGGUUGGGCCACUGUUCAAGAACACGUCUGUGACCACUUGGCCGAUGAUGAAGCUGACACCUCCAAAAUCAAAAAGGCCGAGAAAAGAGCGGCAGCUAAGUUCAAAUCCUUGCAAGAGAAGAAGAGAAGAACCAACGCCAAAUUUUCAACUUCUGCGCCUUCACCAAGCAAUGCUUCCAGGUUUAGUGGUCCGUCGGGUUUCUUUUUUCCUCCUACUGCUAGUUAUUUUCAUCCCCAAGGUUGAUACUUGGGAAACAUUUUCAGAGGCUCCGACUUGUGUUUUUGAUGUGGGAAGAGAGGUCACUGGGCCAGUUCCUGGCCCUCUAAAGAUGAACUCUUGUCCUCAGGAUGCAAAUUUUGAUUUUUUGGAUUUGGAUCAGUAUGAAUUUGAUCAGUCAGAGCAGGGAAUUGUCGGUUCCUCUUUUAUCCAAGGGAAGUUGCAUGCUAAUUUGUCUUUUUGGCAUGAUACAGUUAGAGUUUCAGAUUUUGUGCUGGAUAUUAUUGAAAGCAGUUACAAGAUUCUUUUCCAGGAGACACCUUUACCGUAUUCAAUUGAGAACAGAUCGUCCGCCCUUAUUCAUAGAGGGCUUUCUUCAGGAGGCUGUUUCAGAGUUGCUGACGCAUGGCUGUACAAGAGAGGUUUCAGUUUAUCCUCGGUUUUGCAAUCCUUUGCAUGUUGGUGUGCAGUCAUGAAAACUUAG